AUGAGAAGAGAUGAUUCUUACACAUACGGCUCCCUUGAAGCAGAUGGCAGUAAUUGCUGCAACAAAGAGUUUGCUGGCAAAGCGGAGACAGAACUGCCCCCACCAGCCAAGAGGGAUCGGAUAUUAGUUCAUCGGGCUGUCUCGCUCUCUGCAAUGGGAAACACCUUGUUACAACAAGGCGACUGGCUUUUGGUGUUGAGUGUCAUCUUGUUAACACAUGCAGCUCAUGGAUGCCCCGACAAAUGCCUGUGCCAUACAGCUUCAAAGACUGCAGACUGCAAGAACAGAGGAUUUACUGAAAUUCCUCCUCGUUUACCUCCUGAAAUUCAGAUACUACAGUUGCAGAAUAACCGUAUCUGGAGAAUCAACCCAAACUCAUUCACUGGAACGCCGCUACUCAAAAUCUUAGACUUGUCUAAUAAUUCUCUCUCAAGUGUGGCACCUGGUGCUUUCCAGAAAUUACGGUAUCUACAGGUGCUGAACUUAACCAGAAAUUUGAUUCAUUAUAUAGAAAACAAGACUUUCAGUUUCCUCCCACACCUAAAAGAACUGGACUUGUCAUCCAACAGCAUUAUACGUUUGCCUGAGACUUUUGGAAACAGCACAGGGAAUAUAACAUUGCUCUCUUUGAAGCAUAACAAACUUCAGAAAAUGGAAAGAGUUCUGCUGGAGUCACUUCCAAAUCUGAAAGUGGUUCUCUUCAAAGAUAAUCCCUGGCAAUGUAAUUGUAACGUCUUUGGUCUGAAACUGUGGCUGGAGAGCUUUCUGUACAGAGGAGGAAUAAGCGAUGGCAUUAUCUGCGCGGCUCCGGGGAUUCGGAAGGGAAAGGACCUGCUCAAAGUUCCCUACGAGCUGUUUGGGGCGUGCCCCCUCAGGACAGCUCACGUCCACCUGGCCAGCACUCACCACCACAGCUGGGAGCACAGGAGCUCCCCGAAGUUCGGCCCCCACGGCGAGCACGGCGAGAGCGGCCGCGUGAGCUGCGAGCCCAAACCCAAGCCAAGGCCCGUAAGCCUGCGCCACGCCAUCGCCACUGUCGUAAUCACCGGAGUUGUCUGUGGAAUUGUGUGUCUAAUGAUGCUGGCAGCUGCUGUUUAUGGUUGUGCUUAUGCUGCAAUUACUGCUAAAUACCACAAAGAACAUUUGGCCCCGGUCAGACAGCAUGGGACUCCAGAGGAAAAAGAGCCAUUUGAUAGUUCCUUGGCUUGA
This is a messenger RNA of Empidonax traillii (willow flycatcher), 1209 nucleotides long. RefSeq names its product leucine rich repeats and transmembrane domains 1 (gene LRTM1). The coding region runs from base 1 to 1209 and encodes 402 amino acids. Gene Ontology annotation, molecular function: protein binding. The record is from RefSeq and is a predicted model, not a curated record. Lineage: Eukaryota; Metazoa; Chordata; Aves; Passeriformes; Tyrannidae. Gene Ontology annotation, biological process: axonogenesis; positive regulation of synapse assembly; regulation of presynapse assembly. Gene Ontology annotation, cellular component: membrane. The transcript has 4 exons.